AAAAAAAUAAAUAAUAAUAAUGCACUGGUUCAAAAUAAAUAGAGCAAUAGAGGGAGACAUUAUCACUAUGGAAACGGAACUCUUCUACUGCGGAACUUGUUUCCACCCGGAGCAGAAGAGGCGAUGCACAACGCGGACCAAACGACUUCUUCACGACACGAUACGUCAACAAGCAGCCACACAAGAGCGGACAUGGCCGGCAGUAACACCGGUGUGGACAUGGACCCGGAUGUGGCUCGGAGGCUGUUCGAGGAGGGAGCCACCCUGGUGCUGCUGGGGGUUCCUCAGGGCACCGAGCUGGGCAUCGACUGCAAGAGCUGGCAGGUCGGCCCCCGCUUCAAGGGCGUGAAGAUGAUCCCUCCAGGUCUUCACUUCCUCAGCUACAGCUCCGUCAACUCCCCCGGCUGUGGAGGAGAAAUAGGCCCGAAGACCGGUCACUUCCUCACCCUGAAACCCAGAGACAUCCUGCUGGCUCACUGGGAUCCCAAAGAGGAAGAUCUGGACUUCUCCGCCUCCCAGAACGAACAGGAGGUGAGCAAGAUCAGGGCGACGUUGAGAGAGCUGGACCCUCACCUGGGGCCGUAUCCGUACGAGGUGAUGAGGAAGUGGGUGUCCCUCACCGACCGGAUCUCCGAGGAGGUGGCCAACAACCUGCAGCCUCUCUCGGGUCGGGUGUGUGCCUUCAGCGACGUCAUCCCCGAGCUGCAGCUCACGCACACCAAAGACCGGGCGGAGCAGCCGAGGAACGACUCGGCGUGUCAGAGCAUGAAGGAGGGACUGGACCGACUCCCCCGCAUGAAGCCGAGGGAGGGAACGGAGAUGCGCUUCUCCGUCAUCCCCGAGAAGAAAUACCCUCCGGGGGCGACGCCGGCAGAGAUCACCCAGUGCAGCCUGGACCAGAGCUACGCCCUGGAGGCGGUGUUGGAGAAGCACCACGAGCUGCAGCCUCUCAACCUGCUGGGUGAGCUGCAGUUCGCCUUCGUGUGUUUCAUUAUCGGAAACGUCUACGAGAGCUUCGAGCACUGGAAGAGCCUCCUCGCUCUGCUCUGCCGCUCCGAGGAGGCGAUGAGGAAGCGGAAGGAGCUCUACCUGGGUCUCAUCGCCGUGCUCUACCACCAGCUCGGAGAAAUCCCACCCGACUUCUUUGUGGACAUUGUGUCCCAGAGCAACUUCCUCACUUCCACGCUGCAGGACUUCUUCCAGUUUGCCAGCGGACCCGGUGUCGACGGAACUCUGCGGAAGAGAGCGGAGAAGUUCAAAGGUCACCUGACCAAGAAGUUCCGCUGGGACUUCGACGCCGACAUGGACGACUGCGCCCCCGUGGUGGUGGAGCUGCCCGAGGGCGUCACGGUGGACUGAGACCCGUCAGAACCAGUGGAACGAUGUCAGAACCACAAUGGACUGAAAUAAAUGGACUCUGAAGCUGAGAGCGGGGAACACUUGGUAUUUAAACACCAGAACCAAAGGUUCUCCGGAGAACAGAAGAAGAGUGUUGGAGGUGUCACAUGUGGGCUGUAAACACCCUCUCAUAUCUGUCCAACACUUCAUACCCUGAUGUAUGUCAGUGGUGCCCUCUGGUGGUGGGUUCCUCUAAGUUACCAUGCGACUGUUUUAGAACCAUAGUUAAAACACAUUUAUUGCCAAAAUCAGCCCCCUAGUUUUUUAAAAACCUCACUUUACUGAAGAAUUUAUUAAUGGAUAAUGCCAAGAACUACAAACGGUGUCACACACAGAGCUGUUGUCUUCUUCAUCAAUGAUGGAGGAUUACGUUCACCUGAAAUUCCAUACAUGUAUCUGCAGACACAUCACUUCAUAUAAGUGAUUCUAGAUGUGCAGGAUUUAGCUAGAAGAAAAUAAAAAGUAUGGUUUUGUGUGACUGUAA
Molecule: messenger RNA, 1882 nt
Organism: Anoplopoma fimbria (sablefish)
Lineage: Eukaryota; Metazoa; Chordata; Actinopteri; Perciformes; Anoplopomatidae
Gene: aar2
Product: AAR2 splicing factor
Exons: 4
Coding region: 124-1359 (411 amino acids)
Biological process (GO): spliceosomal tri-snRNP complex assembly
Source: RefSeq, a predicted model, not a curated record